This is a messenger RNA of Dermatophagoides farinae (American house dust mite), 1824 nucleotides long. RefSeq names its product adenylosuccinate lyase (gene Adsl). The record is from RefSeq and is a predicted model, not a curated record. Gene Ontology annotation, cellular component: cytosol. Lineage: Eukaryota; Metazoa; Arthropoda; Arachnida; Sarcoptiformes; Pyroglyphidae. Gene Ontology annotation, molecular function: (S)-2-(5-amino-1-(5-phospho-D-ribosyl)imidazole-4-carboxamido) succinate lyase (fumarate-forming) activity; N6-(1,2-dicarboxyethyl)AMP AMP-lyase (fumarate-forming) activity. Gene Ontology annotation, biological process: 'de novo' AMP biosynthetic process.
GCGCGAACAUCUAGCAUCAAUGUUGUAGUUGUAUCGCUCCACCCAACGUAAAGAUUUUAUCUUUUAUAUUGAUAUUGAUUUUUUUUUGAUGAUAAUUUUCAAUUUGAUAAGACAAUAAACGGAGUCUUUGAUCUUUCUGUUUUGGACCCAUUUUAUUGCCAUUCAAGAAAAGAUAAAUAUCUUAUAAUUAUCUUUUUAUUCAAUUUCGUUUUCAUCAUUUCGUUGCUUUUACUUUUUUUGCAUUUCCACCCAUUAAAAAAAGACGACGAAAAAAAUGACUGAAUUCCACUUGAAUCGUUAUCAAUCACCAUUGUCGAUGCGUUAUGCAUCGGAUGAAAUGAAUUAUAAUUUUAGUGAUUUGAAAAAAUUCUCUACUUGGCGUCGUUUAUGGAUUAUUUUAGCCAAAGCUGAAAAAGAAUUGGGUAUCGACAUUACUGAUGAACAAAUACAGGAAAUGGAAAAUAAUCACGAUAACAUCGAUUUUGAAUUGGCCGUUGAAGAGGAAAAGAAAACACGUCAUGAUGUAAUGGCACAUGUUAUUGAAUUCUGUCAUAAAUGUCCAUCAGCGACUAAAAUUAUCCAUUUGGGUGCUACCAGUUGUUUUGUUGGUGACAAUACAGAUUUAAUCUGUAUCCGUGAUGGUUUUGAUAUUCUUCUACCAAAAGUUGCACGCUGUAUUAGUCGUAUAUCUAAAUUUGCCGAACAAUAUCAUUAUCUUCCAACGCUUGGUUUUACUCAUUUUCAACCAGCACAAAUGGUCACCGUUGGUAAACGAGCAUGUCUUUGGCUUCAAGAUUUAUUGAUUUCAUUACGUAAUAUGGAACGAGCAAAAGAUAAUCUGGCUUUUCGUGGUUGCAAAGGAACGACCGGUACACAGGCUUCGUUCAUGCAAUUAUUCAAUGGUGAUGAGGAAAAAGUGAAAAAACUUGAUCAACGUGUAACAGAAAUGGCCGGAUUUCGUCGAUCAUAUCCAGUUACUGGACAAACAUAUAGCCGUCUGGUUGAUGCUGAAGUUUUAAUGUCACUUUCGUUAUUAGGUUCAGCUAUACAUAAAAUCUGCACCGAUAUACGAUUAUUGGCAAAUCGAAAAGAAAUUGAAGAACCAUUUGAAAAUACGCAGAUUGGAUCAUCGGCUAUGCCUUAUAAACGUAAUCCAAUGCGUAGCGAACGUUGUUGUUCAUUGGCUCGACAUUUGAUUACGUUGUCAGCCGAUGCAUUCAAUACCGCUUCAGUACAAUGGCUUGAACGUACAUUAGAUGAUAGUGCCAAUCGUCGUAUUUCGAUAGCCGAAGCUUUUCUCACUGCCGAUAUUAUUCUGAAUACAAUGCAAAAUAUUUUUGAAGGUACCGUUGUUUAUCCGGCUGUCAUUAAUAAACACAUCAAAGAAGAGUUACCAUUUAUGGCAACUGAAAAUAUAAUCGUAGCAAUGGUGAAAAAAGGAGGCAAUCGUCAAGAAUGUCAUGAAAAAAUUCGUGUCCUAUCACAUCAAGCUGCUGAACAGGUGAAACGAUUAGGAUUGCCUAAUGACCUUAUUGAGCGAAUUCGAAAAGAUUCGUAUUUCAAUUCAAUUCAUAAUGAAUUGGAUGGUUUGUUAGAUCCAAAAACAUUUAUUGGUCGUGCACCGAAUCAGGUGCUUGAAUUUCUUCGCGAUGAAGUCACACCCGUUCUUAAUCAAUAUAAAUCCUAUCUUAAUUCAAAAGCCGUAGUAAAUGUCUGAGAAGACAAUCGAUUAAAAUUCAAAAUUCAUAUUUUUUAAUAAUCGAAAAUAAGUUAUUUGGCAUAAGAGAAAAUAAAUACAUAUCUCGUUUUCUUUCGUAAAAAAAA